GGUGGAGUGAGAUUUCCAGUGCAACAAUGGCUUAUUUCAACAAUAUGUUGGUACUCAUGACUCUACUUGCAUCACUGGAAUUCGCAAAUGCCAGCAGACUUAUGGAGUGUCACCGGAAUUGUCGCCCGUUGCUUUGGGACAUGUUUGAUCUGUGCUCCGGAGGGACCUAUAACGAAAAGUGUGAAGUCGCCUCGUUGAAGUAUGAGAACUGUCUCAGAGCAUGCUACGAUGUGAUGACGCCGGUUGAAUCGCACAAUACCGACUGAAAUCUGUAUCGCUCUCUCGAUGCAUUAACCAUUUGGAACUUCAAUAUCGGUGCGUAUGCACUAUGUUAACCUUCUAGUGUGUGCGCCCAUGUGUGCGCGCGUUUCAACUUCAGUCUGCUCCGCUGUCGUAAUAGUUCUUCAGUUAGUUUCUUUUCCACUCUUUGACAAUGGGGUGAUGAGCGCAUCAACUGCUUCCUUUGUGUACUUGUUCUAUAAGAAAUUUCAUUACAACCCUAUUCAUUCA
Messenger RNA from Dicrocoelium dendriticum, 510 nucleotides. Lineage: Eukaryota; Metazoa; Platyhelminthes; Trematoda; Plagiorchiida; Dicrocoeliidae. The record is from the annotation of a GenBank genome assembly.